AUGGCUACAUUAAAGUUUAGCCGGCUACUAAAACAACAUCAUGCAACUAGAAAUAAAUAUGAGAGUAAACCUAUACAACAAGUUUACUCCAACACCAUCUACCCCCCUGAAAAACAAACUCAGAAAAAAAAUUAUGGCGGAAAGAAAAGAGGGAAAUUAAUCCGGGAUAACGCGGGGAAGCAUACAGCCGCCGCCCCGAUUCCGGCGCCAAGAGCUCAGGCCGCCCCGGCAAUGGCCCCCGCCGCCGCCCGCCCCACCACCACCGACCUCUUCUCGCGCCUCUCCUUCCGCCGCGCCGUAUCCCCCUCUCACUUCCGGCUCCCCUCAACACCGGCCCCUGCGCCCCGCCUCCAGGCCGCUACCGCCACCAUCGUCGCCCUUCACAAGCGCAACCCCAAGCGCCUCAAGUACGACUCCCAGCGCCAGUUCACGAGAGGGGAUGGCGGGAUGCUGCGGGUGAAGGUGGAGCCCUCCGGCGAGGACUUCUGGAAGCUGGACCCUAUCGUCGACCUCAUCAACCGCGGCGCCGUCGGCGUUAUCCCUACCGACACCGUCUACUCAAUUGUCUGUGAUCUGAGUAACAAUGACUCUAUCGAGCGCCUUCGGAGAAUCAAAGGGAUUGUAAAUUCAAAGCCUCUCAGCAUCCUGUGUCGCUCGUUGCGAGACAUUGAUACCUACACGACAGGAUUUCCUCUAGGAACCAACCAAGGGCAAGCUAACAUUUUCCGUGCUGUCAAGCGUGUGUUACCAGGGCCUUACACCUUUAUUUUACCUGCAACCAAGGAAUUGCCAAAGCAAUGUAUCAAGCAUGGGUCAUCUACUAGGUAUGCGAAAAGGAGGCAGGUUGGUGUUCGAAUCCCAGAUGAUUCCAUAUGUCAAGCAAUACUGCAAAAUCUGGAAGAACCAUUGAUCUGCACAAGUGUUAAAUAUCUGUCAGAGGAUGAAUGGAUACUUGAUCCAGUAACCAUUGCUGAUAUUUAUGAGCCACAGGGCCUCGAUUUCAUUGUUGAUGGUGGAGUCAGAAUUGCUGACCCAUCUACUGUUGUCGACAUGGCUGGAAGCUAUCCUACCAUUAUCCGUCAGGGAAAGGGUCCAAAGCUUGAUUGGAUGGUAGCAGAAGACCAAGACGCCCAAUCAACCUAUUCUUAUAAAGCAGCUUGAAAACCGUUGCAUGCCCUGCUGACCUACGGUAUGAGUUAUAACCAGGGGAGCUGUGCUCGUGCCAGUUUCCUCUAACCGUCGAGAAGAAAACGGCUAAUGCCUUUUUCAUAUAGCAGUUUAAGACCUUUCACUGAAGUCUGGUAUUUGACCGCAUAUAAUGUACGUAGUGACCGACUCUAGGACAAGCCUAUAUCAUGUAAAUAUGCAAGGCAACGUAGUCCCGAGUUUGCUAGCAACAUUCACUGAAUCCCCGCAACUUUGGUUUUCACAUUGGUGCAUUUGUGUGAGAAAUCAAGAUACCAUUGUUUUUUCUUUUCUUUGAAAUUGACCGUUCUUGGUUGA
Molecule: messenger RNA, 1503 nt
Organism: Brachypodium distachyon (stiff brome)
Lineage: Eukaryota; Viridiplantae; Streptophyta; Magnoliopsida; Poales; Poaceae
Exons: 10
Coding region: 1-1161 (386 amino acids)
Molecular function (GO): double-stranded RNA binding
Source: RefSeq, a predicted model, not a curated record